AUGAGCAGCAAACCACCGCCGACGAACGACCACAAAAGCAUCACCGGUGGGGGAGCCCACACCGGAUCCUCCCCCUCUCUCUACAAGGCCAAGGACAUUCCACCGCCGUGGAACUACACCACCACCUCCACCACCGCUUCCAGCGGCGGCGGAGGAGAUGAUCACAACCCUAACCCCCACCACCACCACCAAGACUACCUCACCGGCGGCGGAUUCUCGUGGCCGCCGAGAUCCUACACGUGCAGCUUCUGCAAGAGGGAGUUCCGGUCCGCUCAGGCCCUCGGCGGCCACAUGAACGUCCACCGCCGCGACCGGGCCCGCCUCCGCCAGUCACCUCCACCACCACCUCCAAACUACCCCAUCCCCAUCCUCAACCUCAACCUCAACAACCCUAACCCUAACCCUAGCUUCUCAUCUCCUCCUCCCCUCCAGCUGGUCUCCACUCCUUCUCCGGUGGGUCGGAGAUCGCCAUGGGCCCCCAUUGAGGACCAUCUGAGUAAAGUCGGGACCCGGAAGUCUCUCUUCGGAGGAGACUACUCAUCGUCGUCAUGUAAUAAUAAUGAUAAUGACGAGGUUAAUGUGAGUUUGGAGUUGGAGAUCGGUGUCAUUACUGGGACGACGACGUCGUCCAAGCAGCUGGAUUUGGAGCUUCGAUUAGGCAUUUGA
Molecule: messenger RNA, 666 nt
Organism: Linum tenue
Lineage: Eukaryota; Viridiplantae; Streptophyta; Magnoliopsida; Malpighiales; Linaceae
Source: the annotation of a GenBank genome assembly